Scatophagus argus is the source of this 1139-nucleotide messenger RNA. RefSeq names its product chromosome 7 C15orf40 homolog (gene c7h15orf40). Gene Ontology annotation, cellular component: cytoplasm. The record is from RefSeq and is a predicted model, not a curated record. The coding region runs from base 150 to 707 and encodes 185 amino acids. The transcript is spliced from 4 exons. NCBI's taxonomy places the organism in Eukaryota, Metazoa, Chordata, Actinopteri, Scatophagidae.
UGCAGUCACUUGUUUGUCUUUAAAGCUUUUACUCUGAAAAGGGAAGGACAGGAAGUGGUGAUUUUGAAAAGCGGAAAUCGGCUUGUUUACAUCAUCAUUCCUGCUCCGUAGCGAAGCUACGAGUUAGCAGGCUAACAGGCGCCAGGUGGAUGUUUCCCCGCUCAGUUUUAUCUGUUCCUGGCAGGUUCCUCCACUGGGCUCAGUCCACACGGUUACACGGUUCAGGUGACGCCGUCCCGGUGGGCGUUCUUCCCCGGUCCAGACUGCCUCCCCUGCCCGGUGGUCAGCGGUGCAGGAGCAGACACAUGCCCAGAAAAGACAAGGCGGUGAGUUGUUGGAGCUCCUCGCAUGAGCAGCAGGUGAAAGGACAUCCGGCCGGCGGUGCAGCUGCAGAGCCAGCAGCUUCCUGUCCAGUGUCCCGAGACAAAAGUGGUGCUGUUACCAUAAUGGUGCACGCGAAGCCGGGAUCCAAACACAGCAGCAUAACGGAGGUUUGUGCAGAGGCGGUGGGAGUCGCCAUCGCAGCACCUCCAGCAGACGGAGAAGCCAACACUGAGCUCAUUCGCUACCUGGCUGAAGUUCUGGAGCUGAAGAAAAGUCACAUAUCUCUUGACAAGGGCUGCAGGUCCAGAGACAAAGUCAUCAGACUGGACUCCUGUCUCAGUCCAGAGGAAGUGCUGAGGAGGCUCAGACAGGCUGCAGGCUGACAGGAUGGAGGAGGUUCUUAUCCCACUCGUGUCACGGAUUAAAAUCACUGCAAAACAGUGUGAGGAGCUGAAAAGAUGGGAACUGCAUGAUUAAUUAUAUGACAAAUUCUGGGACAUUUUAUCGUGAUGGAACAUGUGACUGAAGGUCUGUGAUUUGGCUGUUAAUGAAAUGAAAAGUUAUUGUUAUCUGUAUGAAUAAAUUAGCUGCCUGAAACUGUUUGCCACACACACACUGAUGGACCACAGCUGAACCAGUAUGACUACUGGGACCCCUGGAAACAUCGCCAUGGAAACAGACUGGUGAGCAGGAUGUGUUUCCCUGACGGAUGUAGACUGGACGUGACGUUAACAUGCUGGGACGUUUCAUGGUGGAGGGUAUUUUUAUUUGUUUAAAUGAUGUGUGGCUCUAAAUAAACUGACUAUGAUUCUGUA